GGACUUCUCACUAUACAUCCAAACCUACAAAUAUGUACAACUAAACAAGAAGCCAAAAUAUCUCAGUUACCAAGGAUAAGAGACCACAGGAGGCCCCUCCAUUAGAAAUCAUGAGAGCUACGGGGCCUUCAGUUAUCAUAAUCCAACAUUUGAAGUCCCUGGGAAUUAAACUCCGUAUGCCAAAGAAGGCCAGUCCCGAUGUCCAGAGGAAGACCUCCAAUGGGGAAAUAUUUGGGGUCCCGCUGCAGUCCCUUUCCCUCAGCAAAGAGGGUGAGAUCCCACAGUUUGUGGUCGACAUGUGCCAGUUCCUGAGUUACCAUUUGGACACAGAAGGACUCUUCAGAAAGUCUGGAUCAGUGAACAGAAUUAAAACCCUAAAGGCUCAGCUGGAGUCUGGGGAGAGCGGCUUGACCUCUGCUCAGCCCAGUGAUGUGGCCGCAUUGUUAAAACAGUUCUUCCGUGAACUUCCCCAUCCCCUCUUGACACCAGAACUCCAAGAUCCUCUGUGUCAGAUACAACAGCUUCUCACUGAGGAGGAGAAGGUUUCUGCCACUGCCUUGGUGACCUGCUUGCUUCCUACUAUUCAUGGGGAGACUCUCAAAUACUUCUGCAUCUUCCUUCAGAGCGUCGCUUGCAGGUCUAUUGAGAACAAAAUGGAUUCUGGGAAUCUGGCCGUGGUUUUAGCUCCUAGUUUGUUCUCUAGCAGUCACUUGUCUGAGAAGCUGACGCUCGCCACAGAGAAACAGCUGCAACUUCAGGCUUCUGCCAUCCAGAGCCUCAUUGACCAUGCACAGGAUAUAGGGCAGCUCCCUACAUUUAUUGGGGAAAAGAUUUCUGUUCCUUGUGAUUUGGUUGAAGAAGACUCUGUGACCCACAAUGCAGAGGGUCUUCGCCGGCGGCGCAGACGUAGCAUGAGUGGUAUUGUCAACGAGGCUUUAAGUAAAUUGAAGUCUGGCCUUGGUUCUUCCAUUGAUCGAGGAGGUGAGAAAAGAAACAAGACCAAGCGUAAAGCUUCAGAAGAGUCUGCUUGUGGAGAGCAGUUUACAGCAAAGAAACGAAAAUCUUUCAGGGAGGUUGCAGAUGGCAAAUUAUCCAACGACGAAUCAAGUGAACCAAUUAGUGCAACUUCUCCUCCACUCCAAGAUGACACUGGGGGUGUUGAGGUUUUUUCUGACUUCUUGCUGAGCCCAGAUAACUUUUUAGAUGCAAGUUCUGCAUCCCCCGUCAUUCCAACAACACCAGAUUCCUCCUCCCGACUAGGACAGAAAGCGAGGACUAAACGGCGAAACAGCAAACGGUGCAAGAGAAUGCCAUCUGGUCAGAUCUCUCUUUCUCCUGCUCAGCUGGACAGAAAGGAAAAGGUCCGUAACUCUUUGAGACUCUUCCAUCGAACGCGAGCAACCAAGCAGCCGACACCUGAGGGCAAGAGCAUGGAGCCAAGUGGUUGGAAUAUAAUGAAGCGGAUGGUUGCUGAAGCCUUGGAGGGUCCCAUUUUCAGUGGAAGAGAUUUUCGAACAAACACUCUUUCUGUAAAAGGAUCAAACUCUGGUAAUACUACAAAAGACAAAACCUUAUGUACCGACAAUCCAUCAACUCCUCCUUCGUUGAGGUCUUCUCCUUCUUGGAAAUCUCUAGACAUGAAUGGUGAAGACUUGGAUGAAAUGCAUUCUGGAAAGCAUCGUAGAGCAUUACGUCGGUCACUUAGCAUGCCGGAAAAAGUGGGUGACUGUGCCAAGUAUGAAGAGGAUCAAGAGACCAUGAAACAGAAUAUUAUAAUUCCAAGUGAGGAAGGUAGAAAAGAAGACAAUAACCUUAACUUUCUGGAAGAAAAAACAUCUAUAUCCAGAAAUGAUCAGCUUCCUUUGGUGGAUUCUUCAAUUUCACAGAAAUCUCUUUUGAUGCCAAGCCAGGUGUCUGAGACAUUGAGAAUGCCAAUUGGUCACACAUCCCAGUACCGAAGUGUACGAAAAUUGGUCCUUAGUUUUCCUUGGGCUUCUGGUGCUACAGAAAUUGAUCCUCAGUUGAAAGACUGGGAAAAGCUGACUACUCACACCAUUAAACGCAAGGGCGCAAGAAGGUUUGGCCGUUCACUAAGUCAGGAGAGUGGAUUAAGAUCAAAUGACGAGAGAUGUUUACUUAAGAAAACAGAUGAGCCUUUUGUGGACAACUCCACUAACUUAAAAACUCUCAAUGGUCGAAACAGGGAAGUCUUUGUCAGCCGUAAGGACAUAACAUUGAGCAACUGGGGGUCCCGUAGUCUGGAUAGUGGAUUCCAAACAUCUGUGGAUACGUUACCAUUAAAUAUGGAAGGCCCGCUUUUGGAAAACCUCAUAAAACUGGACAAAAGCUCCUUGAUUUUAACAGAUGUGGUAGAGGAGGGAGAGUAUAGAUACAGAUGUUCUCCCUAA
Molecule: messenger RNA, 2408 nt
Organism: Bufo bufo (common toad)
Lineage: Eukaryota; Metazoa; Chordata; Amphibia; Anura; Bufonidae
Product: rho GTPase-activating protein 11A-like
Exons: 14
Coding region: 111-2408 (765 amino acids)
Biological process (GO): signal transduction
Source: RefSeq, a predicted model, not a curated record